AUGGACGCAGCAAUCGACCUCUCCGACCCUGGCCGCGCUCUGUCACUACCACAUAUUCGCUACCAGUUGAUACGACUAGAAGACACGGUCCUCUUCCACAUGAUAGAACGAGCUCAAUUCCCUCUCAACAGCACAAUCUACAAACCCGGCGCCAUCCCAAUAGCUGGCUCUUCUUCCGACUUAUCUUUCAUGGACUGGGUGCUCCGCAGCCAAGAAGAAGUGCAAUCCAAGAUCCGACGCUACCAAUCGCCGGAUGAGUAUCCUUUCUUCCCGGACGCUAUGUCAGAGCUUGUGCUGCCGCCAUUGAAGUACCCGAAGGUAUUAUGGGAGAACGACGUUUGCGUCACCGAUGAGCUGAAACGACGUUAUGUUGAUGAUGUUCUACCUGGUGUCUGUGCCGAUGUGGGGAGAGAAGAGCGGCCAGAAGCGCAAGAGAAUUAUGGCUCGGCUGCUACCGCGGAUGUAUCAUGUCUACAAUCACUUUCUCGUCGAAUCCACUUUGGCAAAUUCGUGGCGGAGAGCAAAUUCGUCAAGGAAGAAGAACGUUUCGUGCGGCUGAUCAAGGCAGAGGAUCGAAAAGGCAUUGACGAGGGUAUCACUGAUUUGAAGGUCGAGAAGAAAGUCCUGGAGAGGCUGAGGUUGAAGGCAGAGAUGUAUGGUGUGGACUCGAAUAUGGACGCUGAGGCGCCACGGAAGAUUAAUGUUGAUGCUGUGGUGGCAAUGUACAAGGAUCAUGUUAUCCCCUUGACGAAGAUCGUGGAGGUCGAGUACCUUAUGCAGAGGCUGAAGGGAACCAAAUGGGAAUGA
Recurvomyces mirabilis is the source of this 807-nucleotide messenger RNA. RefSeq names its product chorismate mutase aro7 (gene ARO7). Gene Ontology annotation, cellular component: cytoplasm. Lineage: Eukaryota; Fungi; Ascomycota; Dothideomycetes; Mycosphaerellales; Teratosphaeriaceae. Bases 1 to 807 code for a protein of 268 amino acids. The record is from RefSeq and is a predicted model, not a curated record. Gene Ontology annotation, molecular function: chorismate mutase activity. The transcript has a single exon. Gene Ontology annotation, biological process: chorismate metabolic process; aromatic amino acid biosynthetic process.